CAAAAUCGGGAGAUCUGUACCAGCCACAGAUAUGUAUAAUAAACUUAUUAUUAUUAUUAUAUAUUUAUUAUACAUAUCUGUGGUACCAGCCCCAUUCCGUAGCACGUGUACCUCCUUAUCGCCGAUCGUGAUUUCGUGUUAAUUAUGUUUGGUGAUGGGAUUCAUGCUAUAUAAAUAUAUAUUCUUUUGUCACGGGCGCUGCUAAUUACCGUGUUGCGAUCGCAUUUCGACUAUCGUCUGUACUAUAUUACACAUGAUAUAAUAAACUAGUAUUAUUUUACCAUCAUAAUAGGCACCUGUCGCGAAGUGCAUUUUCUGUACGUGUGUCCAACGACUUAUCUGCCGGUACGAUGUUAGAAGAGGACGUAAGAACCAUCACCAUCCACAUGGAUUCAUUAAACGAACAUCCAUAUUGCUCUCACGGUCCAACACUGUUGUUUUCUCGAGGAAUUGACAACAAAAAGUUUUAUGCUUGUUCAGCUCAUAGAGAAAGAAAGAAAUGUUCUUUCUUUGUAUGGGAAAAUCAACUUGAAAGUAUUGGACAAAAAUACUUGGAUCAAUAUGAAAGAAAUCCCAUUGUUACAAAAAUGACAAGAUUUAAAUUAGAGUCCAGAUUUAAUGAAUUGAAAAAACUGAAUCCAGAAGAAAGAUGUUACUGUCAGAACUGUGGUAAAUUAUUUUCUAAGACACAAAAGGAUUUGCAUAUAGAUCAUAGUGAAAUGCUAAUUGAAAAUAUUGAUGACUUUAAACUGUCUCACCCUUCACAGUUAUUCAGACCUCUUCAAGAAUCAAAAAGUGAAUCUCAGUAUUUUUUUACUGAAAAUACCAUUGAAAUGUUAACCAAAAUGUUUCACUGUGUUGGUACAACUAAUGUUAUUUGUAUCGGUGCUCCGACUAUACAUGAAAGAAUAUUACAUAGCAUACCUUCAAUAAGUAGUAUUUUACUUGAUAUUGAUCACAGAUAUUUACAAUUUUAUGAGUGUGACCAUUUUAGAUGGUUCAAUAUGUACAACUGUCAUGUGCUGGAAGAAUGUGACUCUGAUCUUGUGUUGGAAAAUAUUUUGACUCAAACAGAUUCUACAGCUGUUUUUAUUGAUCCUCCGUUCGGUGGCAGACUCGAACCAUUGGCUUAUACAUUAAACAAAUUUGAUCAAAUUAGAAAAAAACACAACAAAAGCCUGUUAUCAAAAUUUUUGGUAUUGCCUUAUUUCAUGGAACGUUUUGUCAUCAAAUGUAUACCUGGAAUGUCAAUGCUGGAUUAUAAAAUUGACUAUAUAAAUCAUAAAAAAUUUAAUAGUACUGGCAGAAAUAAAGGGUCGCCAAUUAGAAUAUUCACUAAUGUUGAUCAGUGUAAAAUAUCAUUACCAGUAGAAGAAAAUUAUAAAUAUUGCGAUGAAUGUAACCGGUGGGUUUGCUCUGAUAAUGAACACUGUUACAAGUGCAAUAGUUGUACGUCAAAGAAUGGUCGCAAGUACAUACACUGUAAUUUAUGUAAGAGGUGUGUAAAGCGAACGUGGAAACAUUGCAAGAAGUGUAACAAAUGCUGUUUAUUAGAUCAUAGAUGUAAUAGAUCACUAAAUAGGAUUGAAGAACAAAUGGAAAAAUAAAUCAUCAUCUUCGAC
Sipha flava (yellow sugarcane aphid) is the source of this 1622-nucleotide messenger RNA. RefSeq names its product zinc finger CCHC domain-containing protein 4. The transcript has 9 exons. Gene Ontology annotation, cellular component: nucleolus; cytoplasm. The coding region runs from base 351 to 1607 and encodes 418 amino acids. Gene Ontology annotation, molecular function: rRNA (adenine-N6-)-methyltransferase activity. Lineage: Eukaryota; Metazoa; Arthropoda; Insecta; Hemiptera; Aphididae. Gene Ontology annotation, biological process: rRNA methylation. The record is from RefSeq and is a predicted model, not a curated record.